AUGCACUUCUCUAAGAUUGUCCUGCUUUUCGCGCCUCUGAUGGCCAUGGCUAGCCCUGUCACCUUGGAAACAAGACAGGACAACACUUGCUGCUAUCAAACCGAGGAUGUGAACGCCCUCAUCUUUGUGACCAAAGGCCAGUCAUCUCAGACUCUUGACACCCUUAACUGGUGCUAUCUCCAGGUUGACCGUAAAUACACCAUGCGCAAUCCUUUCAAGCCAAGACAGGCGCCUUCUCAAAGCUGGGCAGGGAGACCGAGAGCUCUGUCAGCCGAUGACCCAGUCUUUAAAGACCUCGACGAUGAUGAACGGAAGGGUAUCGAGAGCAACUGUAGUAGCCAACAACAAAAGACGUCACAAGAAUCAAACAGAGUGCCGCUGAAGCCUUCUGGGUCGGAUAGCGCCGUCUCUGUGGGAAGCGGAUCAUCUUCUCAUCACAGCGUCAGCACUGAUAUCGGUCAAGGCUAUGCCGCAAUCGCAGGAGCUUUCUCUGGCACCGACCACUCUGGACAUUGA
Messenger RNA from Colletotrichum acutatum, 516 nucleotides. RefSeq lists its product as uncharacterized. The transcript has 3 exons. The record is from RefSeq and is a predicted model, not a curated record. NCBI's taxonomy places the organism in Eukaryota, Fungi, Ascomycota, Sordariomycetes, Glomerellales, Glomerellaceae. The coding region runs from base 1 to 516 and encodes 171 amino acids.